Prunus armeniaca (apricot) is the source of this 402-nucleotide messenger RNA. The record is from the annotation of a GenBank genome assembly. Lineage: Eukaryota; Viridiplantae; Streptophyta; Magnoliopsida; Rosales; Rosaceae.
AUGCGGAUGGUAGAGUGUGAAACUAGUCUUGAGUUGCUCAUGACAAAGUCAUUGCGAACACUUUACAACCAGGGAGUCGUCUGCCUUGUACAAGAUCAUGGUGCUCUUGAAGUGCCUCAAAUGGCCAUUGGGUUCAGAGUACCCCUUGAAUGGUGUGAUGGACGACGUUGUGAACUACUUCAAAGGUGUAGCCUGCUCCACCUUGUUGUUAAAGGACAAGGAGUUGACUCAAUCAAUUUCCCUGCACAGAGCUACCUCCGUGCUUCCUUAAGUUGGAGACCCUGGAGUCGGUCAUUUACUAGCCUCUCGACAUGUUCUACUCAAAGGGCUGGUGGCUUGGGUCGGUGUCUUCGGUGUCUCAAGCGCCGCUGGAUAACUUCCUUCUCAACUUCCAAGGGUUGA